AUGCCCGAGUUCACUGCAGCAAAUUGCCCCAAGACCAACCCAAAAGAACGCAUAUACAUAGCAAGCGUGAAUUGGAACAACGAAGCAAUCCUCCGCAGCCACUGGUCCCGCGCCCUCAUAGAGCUAUCCACUCAACUAGGCCCAGAAAACAUUUUCAUCAGCAUAUACGAAAGCGGCAGCUACGAUAAUACAAAAGGAGCACUGAGAGAACUAGACUGGGAACUCGAUCGGCUGCGCGUUCCGCGGAAUAUCACCCUUUCGCCUGUAACGCACCAAGACGAGAUGGCGGCACCUGCGCGCGGAGAAGGCUGGGUGAGGACAACUGCCGGCGGUGCAAAGCAGCUAAGGCGGGUUCCCUAUCUGGCGCGGGUGCGGAAUCUGGGAUUGUUGCCAUUGUAUGAUCUUGCACGGCAAGGGAUUUCGUUUGACAAGAUACUGUUUCUGAAUGAUGUUGUUUUCACGCCCGAGGAUGUCUUCGAGCUUCUCGGCACCAAUGGUGGUGAAUAUGGCGCGGCUUGUUCCUUGGAUUUCUCCAGGCCGCCCCAUUAUUAUGAUACCUUUGCGCUUCGCGAUAUCAAGGGCCAUGAGGCUGUCAUGUCGACUUGGCCUUACUUCCGAGCUGCGAAGUCGCGGCAUGCAAUGAGAAGUCUUUCGCCGGUUCCGGUUGCUAGCUGCUGGAAUGGCAUUGUGGCAAUGCCUGCGAGUCCAUUCCUGGGCAAAUCACCACUUCGGUUCCGAGGAAUCCCGGAUUCACUGGCGGAAUAUCAUCUCGAAGGCUCUGAAUGCUGUCUCAUUCAUGCGGAUAACCCUCUAUCGAAGGAAAAGGGUGUCUACCUCAACCCUAGAGUUCGGGUUGGUUAUACUGGUCAAGCAUACGCAGCCGUAAAUCCCAUAUCGAACUGGCUGACCACUAAGAGGAUUCUGCAGGGAUUGUGGGUUAAUCGAGUACGCCGGUGGAGUCUUAACUCUUGGUUUAAAGAAGAAGUCGUUCGACGGCGGUUGAAUAGUUGGGAGGCUCUCAGUCCUAAGAAUGAGGAGCUGGGGCAGCUUUGUAUCAUCGAUGAGAUGCAGAUUCUGCAUCAGUAUGGGUGGGCUCAUGUAUGA
Penicillium nucicola is the source of this 1104-nucleotide messenger RNA. RefSeq names its product glycosyltransferase family 69 protein. The transcript has 4 exons. Lineage: Eukaryota; Fungi; Ascomycota; Eurotiomycetes; Eurotiales; Aspergillaceae. The record is from RefSeq and is a predicted model, not a curated record. Bases 1 to 1104 code for a protein of 367 amino acids.